ACGGCGAGCCCACUUCAUUCUCGAUUUCUCGCCAUCAGUGCCGCGCCAACCGCUGACAAUAACGCCGGUCGCAUCACCUGCCUCUCCGAAGUUUAUCGUAAAACCUUAUCGAGUUUAGUGAUUCCCAAUUGUUACUAAAAAAAUCAAAACGAAUUAGAAUAACGAAAUCAAUGGUAUUGUGAACAAGUGAAUCGAUUGUCUAAAAUUUUAAACAUCCACCAUCCAUAGACGCGUGGCGGAACAUAAAAACAAACUCUCGUGUCGAGUUUCGAAUGGUCCUCAGCAAUAAUUAGUUUCGUAAAAGUGAGUGUGUGUGCCGUGGACGCUUGGUGGUUCAACUAGAACUAAAACUUCUAGGCUUUUUUGUAUGUACUGAAAUUGAAUCGUGCCGCUCCUUCUGGAUUUACGGAUGUUGAAGUUGGAGUCUCCCGAGGUGCGCAUGGCGCUGCCGCUGCCGCCUCGAGCGCCUGACCCGACCGCGCUCGCAGCCUACUGGACUGAGUGCGAGGAGUACCUCUGUCGGCAGACCAACGCGAACCAGCAUGAAGAGGAGGAGAACCAUUACGAAGAAGGCGAAUUAGAAACAGAAUGGCUCCAAGCGGCGGGGUUGGGGUCCCUGGCGGCGCCGUUCCAGGCUGGCCAGGAGGUGACCGAAGCCCAGCUGGGUGAGGCCGUGCGUCCCCUGCCCAGGGAACAGGCCGCAGCAGUCCGGAGACGAGUGAGGAGGCUGAACAGAACUGUGAGGAGGAAGCGAGCAGCGUCAAGAGCUAGGAAGCCUGAUAUUAGAGAUGUCUUUCGGGACUUGGAGAAUUCGAGCGGCAGCGAGCCGAGGUCGCGCAGUGCGACUCCUGACUCACUGGACUCGCUGCCCAGCGGUGGGUCAGGUAGCCCACCGGCAGAGUGGGCGGAUGGGGCCACGCCACCAGAUUUCGUUGACAGCUUCCCGUCAGUAGGUGCGCACGCGCCGCUGGCCCGCACGCCAUCCGCGCCGGCCGCGCCGCGCCGGGUGCGACUGUCCCCCCCCGCGGUCGGCGCGCACUCCCCCCCUCUGCCCAUGCAUGAGCUCUUCAAACCUAAUGAUCUGCAUCUGGCUGACAUCGCGAGUAAUACAGAGGGUAUCGAGCUGCUCGGCUACCAAAGGUACGGGACUGUCCAGGGACCAAGAAUAGGGAAGGAACGAAUCAACGGAUCUAUACUCAAGGAUAAUGACCUAUUCAUAAGCAAACACGCGGCAGUUUCGCGGGCAAAAAGCGCUGCUUCUACACAACAACCCCUGAGUUUCGAACACAAGUUCAACCUGGACAGACAGAUGAUUGAUCAUGAAGAGGUGUGGCCAGAAGAAGACAGCACAGUCGACAUCGAGAGCGUAAGCGAGCCACAACUUAAACGACUACCGCCACUGCUGUGGUUGGAGCUGACGGCGCUGUUCGAUCGGUAUUCGCUGCCUUUCCAAAAGAGGAAGCCGCCCAAGAAAAAGCGGAAAGAAGAGGGUUCAGUAUUCGGCGUAUCACUCGAGACUCUCGUCCGCAAAGACAUGAUCAUGUGGGAGGAGACCUGGAGCUGUGUGCCCAGCAUCAUCAGAUCGUUGGCCGCUGCGCUAAGAGCUAGGUCGCAGGACGAAGGACUUCUGAGGGUGCCCGGGAACAAACAAAAGAUCGAAGCGCUCUGCCAGCUGAUAGAGCAGCGCUGGUACUCGGACCGGCAAGCAGUGGAGAGCGGGCUGGCGCGCGCGACCUCGCACGACCUCGCGGCCGUGUUCAAGCGGCUGCUGCGCGCGCUGCCGCAGCCGCCGCUCACGCAGGAGCUGAUGCGGCUGUUCUACAAUACUUAUGCCCUGAGCGGCGCGACGCAAGGGCGCGCGCUGAACCUGCUGGUGCUGCUGCUGCCGGCGGAGCAGCGCGCCACGCUGCGCGAGCUGCUGCGGCUGGUGCGCGAGAUCGUCAAGCUCAGCCACACCAACAAGAUGAGCGAACACAAUGUCGCUAUGAUCAUCGCUCCCACUCUCUUCCCGCCCAGUUUGCUGAUCAAGUCGUCAGACAGCCUGGAGACGCAGCUGGCGACGGCCGCCAACAGCUGCCACGUGACGGAAGCGCUGAUGCGGUGGUGCGACCAGCUGUGGACGCUGCCCGCGUCGCUGCACGCCGCCGCGCUGAGGAAGCCGCAGCCGCACCGCCGGAACCACCACACUUGAACACGUGAUGGUCACGUGACAUGACACGUGGGGAAAUGGAGGGAACUGAGUGGAUCGCCCGGUGUCGGCUGGACACUAUCGCAAACAGGAUUCUAUAUACAUUGCUGGUUUUUCCUUGGGUUGAAUAAAUACUCUCAUACAAACUACGCAAUGUAUAACAUUAGUGUUAACAUGAGUUUGGCGAUAGUGUAAAGCUGGCAUGGUGUUUGCGCGCUAUAAUAGUGAACCAAGAAAUGAUAAUUACAUUAGAAAAACGAACUCCUUGUUUGGGUAGUGUCGAAUAGUGAUAGUUCGAAUAUUGGACUCAAAGGUGAUAGGACUCCGAAUGAUAUUGUAGAUAGAGUUGCGAAUUACACCAGUGUGAAUGAAGACUUGGGAUCGACUGAAGCUGAUGUUUCAAUGAUCGUGAAAAUUUCAAAAAAGACAGGUACCUUUGUUUAAAGAAAUUAGUAACUUUUCUGACAUAGAUUAAUAGUUUCUUUACAUACAUUAUGCUAUAAAAUAGAAAUAUUUUGUCUAUUUAGCAAGUACGUCAAAAAAACUCGGCUGAAGUGAAUUUCAAGACUUUAUUCAAAUAAAGUACGAAUGGUAGAACCCUUGUAAAUAAAUUUAUAUACUGACAGUUUCAGUCAAAAUUGUGCUGUGUUUAAGUUAUCAUGAAUGUGAGUGACGUGAAUAUUUAAUUAUACUUAUACUCCGUGUUAAUAUGAUUGUUAACGCAUUUAGUGUGGUAUACUAAUGUGAAUGACAUACCAAAUAUUCAUUAUCUUCUUAGUGAUAUUAUACAUGUUUUUAAUUAGAUUCCAAGUGUAGAUAACUAUCAAAUAUUUCUAGUAACAAUAUAUUAAGAUAACGUGAUGUUUGGUAUUAGUCAGUCUUGACUGACGGGUAGCCUCGAAGGCAGUCGCACGAGGCAUAUAUGCUUUUGUCGGUCGAGGCAUGCAUCGCGCGAAGCACCCACAGACAUUGCCUCGUCCAAGGCGACUAUGAAACUACAGAUACUGGAGCCAGUACUCCCAAGAAGUCUUAGAUCCAAAAUACGCGUAUUGCUAUCUCUCUGAUGACACAUUUCACAACGCAAGUAGGAGAGGUCGGACCACAGAUGAAAGAGAUAACAAUAUAUGUAUGUACAAUACAUCAAAGAAUUAUUGUGAGUACCGACUCAGUAUUACCUAUAGCUUCAUGGAGCCGAAGAAUAUGAUCGCUCAGUCAGGACAUGGCAUAUAAAAAAUCCAGUUUAUGUGUAAAAACUUAAAAUUCCAUAUUUGAAAUGUGUGGUGCCAUCGAGUUUUGGAUGUUUUUAGUUACCAUUUGGCAAUGAUGUAGCGACAUGGUGCCUUUUCCGAUGAUAUUUUAUAAAUUUAAUCCUCACACAAUUCCGUGUAUUCCUUAUGUUUAAUUGUAAAUAUUUCGCACAUUGUUUUUGUAUAAUAUUUUACUAAUACUUUGACUAGGCAAGCAAAGACUGACUUGGUGUAUUAUUAAUAAAAUAUUAUUGAUAUUUCGCGAGUGUAUUCACUUCCAAUAUUGAAUAAAACUCAUAUUAUUACAUCAAA
This is a messenger RNA of Plodia interpunctella (Indianmeal moth), 3747 nucleotides long. It is a transcript of the gene conu, whose product is annotated as conundrum. NCBI's taxonomy places the organism in Eukaryota, Metazoa, Arthropoda, Insecta, Lepidoptera, Pyralidae. Gene Ontology annotation, biological process: regulation of small GTPase mediated signal transduction; regulation of actin filament polymerization; signal transduction. Gene Ontology annotation, molecular function: GTPase activator activity. The coding region runs from base 410 to 2191 and encodes 593 amino acids. The transcript is spliced from 12 exons. Gene Ontology annotation, cellular component: cytoplasm. The record is from RefSeq and is a predicted model, not a curated record.